AUGGCGGUUGGGGCAUCGAGAAAUAUCACAGGUCAUCAUAGACGACGCAGUUCGGUUCUGACGGCGGCAGGUUCGUCUCAGCUUCAUCCAGUGUCGACGGACAACUACAUAGACCGAGAGGGUCGUCUGAGUCCCAAGGAAGAUGGACCAAAAGGCGAAGAGCAACAAGCUCUCAUCCAUGGAGACACUGAUUCGUCGGAUUUGUCAUCCAUUGCAGAAUCAGAUGAGGAUGACUCUGACGACGGAAUUCACGAUGACGAGGAAACUGGAUUAACUGCGAAACAGAGGAAUGAGCGGCGGCGACGGCGCAAGCGACAGCGUCGACGAUUGGAUGCAAAGAUUGCUGGAGUUAAAGGUAAAACGAGCAAUGUGGUCGCGGACAAGAAUGUAGCGACGGCGCUUGCGAUCAAUUGUUGUCUAAUAGGCUUAUGGUAUUUAUUCUCAUUAUCAAUCUCUAUUUAUAACAAGUGGAUGUUCUCAGAAGAUGACGUCGUCUUUCCAUUUCCGCUCUUCACGACCAGUUUACAUAUGCUUGUUCAACUCUUACUCGCCGGCCUAAUACUCUACUUCGUACCAUCUCUUCGUCCCAAACACCCGCCUAGUUCCUCUUCCAAAUCCGAACCGAUCAUGACAAAAUCUUUCUAUCUCACCCGCCUAGUGCCAUGUGGCACCGCUACUUCGUUGGAUAUCGGACUGGGCAACAUGUCCUUGAAAUAUAUCUCGCUCACAUUUCUUACCAUGUGCAAGUCGUCAGCACUUGCUUUCGUGCUCAUUUUCGCAUUUAUUUUUCGCCUAGAGACCCCCUCAGUGAAGCUCAUUGUCGUUAUCGCCGCCAUGACCCUUGGUGUUGUCAUGAUGGUAGCUGGUGAAACUGCUUUUGAUGCUCGCGGCUUCACUCUGGUUAUUGCUUCAGCGUUCUUCUCAGGCUUUCGAUGGGGCCUUACUCAAAUUCUCCUGCUACGACAUCCGGCAACCUCCAAUCCGUUUUCGACAAUGCUUUUUCUCACUCCAGUGAUGUUUAUCGCAUUGAUUGCGAUUGCACUCGGCAUUGAGGGACCAAAUGAAAUUAUUGCCGGUGUCAAAGCAUUAGCAGAAGCGCGCGGGCAAUUCACUGGAAUUGCGCUUUUGAUUUUCCCUGGAAUUCUAGCAUUUUGCAUGAUAGCCUCGGAAUUCGCUCUCUUGAAACGUUCCUCUGUGGUUACUCUAAGCAUAUGCGGAAUCUUCAAAGAAGUUGUCACUAUCAGUGCUGCAGGUGUCAUCUUCCAUGAUAAAUUGACACCAGUCAAUGUCUCUGGUCUCUUCGUCACGAUUACUAGUAUUGCAGCGUACAACUACAUGAAGAUCAGCAAAAUGCGACGUGAUGCACGGCAGGAGCUAGAGCGAAAGACGGAUGUUGAAGACUAUAGCGUGUCUCCCGCUUUAGGAGACUCGACCGAUGAGCGUAUCCCAAUGAGCCAAGCACCGAAUCAUGAAACAUUCAAUAACCACCACACCGCCAGCAAUUGGAACACCUAUGAAGCUGAUAUCGAUGACCAAAGCGCAUCUAGCAGCGGAGAAGGCGAUGAAAAUGUGAAUAUCACACCACGAAAUGAUGUUCGUCGUGGCCGCUAUUCAUUCCCUGUAAAGGUUAGCGGAACAUAUACAGCUCCUGGAACCGGACAGCCACUACAAUCUGUCCCUCACACGCCCAUGAAUAUACCCGACUCUGCAUAA
Talaromyces stipitatus ATCC 10500 is the source of this 1713-nucleotide messenger RNA. RefSeq names its product nucleotide-sugar transporter, putative. Gene Ontology annotation, biological process: UDP-glucose transmembrane transport. Gene Ontology annotation, cellular component: cis-Golgi network; endoplasmic reticulum-Golgi intermediate compartment; Golgi apparatus. The transcript is spliced from 2 exons. The record is from RefSeq and is a predicted model, not a curated record. NCBI's taxonomy places the organism in Eukaryota, Fungi, Ascomycota, Eurotiomycetes, Eurotiales, Trichocomaceae. Bases 1 to 1713 code for a protein of 570 amino acids. Gene Ontology annotation, molecular function: antiporter activity.